AUGGAAGACUUCAGAUCCAGAUCGUACGCUGACGGAAGAUCAUCAGACCUUCAACAAUACUCCACAAACCGAAGAUCCGACGGUCCAGAUUCACUUGGGGUUAACGGUGGUAAUGGUAUGCAAGAUCUCAGGUCUUACAGCACUUCCUACACGGAUUACCCCAACCGAGUACCAGAGGACCCGAAUCCUAAGAAAGGAAGAUCUUCUUCUUCUUCAUCGUCCUCAUGGGGAUUUGUGGAUCCAGAUUUAUUGAGGAAGAAGAGAGUUGUGAGUUACAGAGCUUACACCGCUGAAGGUAAGCUUAAAGGUUCUUUAAGGAAAAGCUUCAAGUGGAUCAAAGAUAGAUGCAACAAACUGCUUAAUUAA
Microthlaspi erraticum is the source of this 366-nucleotide messenger RNA. The record is from the annotation of a GenBank genome assembly. Lineage: Eukaryota; Viridiplantae; Streptophyta; Magnoliopsida; Brassicales; Brassicaceae.